AAACUGAUUCCAGGCUCUAAAGCAUACGCUGAGCACUGCAGUAUGCAACAAGAGCGUACUAUAUUCUAACAAACCUGCACGGAACGCGGCAACAACACGGCAGCCAACGACAGCACACUGGAACGCUGAAGUUGUUUUCCAUGCAGGCGGUAUUUGUUUCGGUGAAUGCAGUGCCUCCUAGAAUUUGAUCUCCUCGCCAAUAGACGUCGCUGGCAACGGAAGCAGGAUACCUUGUGGGUAUGGCAGCAUCUCGCACCUGUCGUUCAACACGCGUCAAGCCGCCGAUCGUCAAGCUCCGGGCAUCAUUUCUCUGCUUGGAACCUCAAACAUACGACGGUUCCUCGGAAAAUCAAAGAGAAUACCACGAGGGCGACAAACGUGUGGAGGCAAGCUCCAAGGGCCAGACACCCAAGACAUGGACCAUCAGUAACCAGGGGGAUAAGCUCCUUCGAAUGUAUCAUAGUAAACCGGUGCAGUAUGAAGAGCCCAGUCCCACAGUCUACCAUCGCUACACCUCAUCGCCAGCAGCGAGCGGUGCUAGGAUGCCCUGCAGUCACGCGCUGCAUUCACCGGCGCGAACCAGUUACUUUGAGAGACCCCAUGGACAGGACGCACCUACUCCUCGUCUGUGGGAGUGGGAAACAACCGGCAGCCCCUGAUGUUUCUGCGGGCAGCUGAGCCAAGCCCCAACGUCUGCCCUACCCAGCUGGCCCAGUGUUUCCUUAGUGCUGAGAUGGGAUACUUUGCUGUGGUCAGCCACAGCUGUCGACUACCGCAGUCGUCUUUUUCGAGGCGACCAGCAACCUGCUUCGUUCCCAACUCGGGCCCGAGGCCAGUUCCAGGGUCGUCAAUAUGACAACCAGGCGUUCCGAAGAAAUCCUCCUCCGGCGGCCGCUGCAGCUGGACAGGACCAAUGCAGUGUGGAGGCCCACGGCCAGCAAGG
Messenger RNA from Ixodes scapularis (black-legged tick), 943 nucleotides. RefSeq lists its product as uncharacterized. The transcript is spliced from 4 exons. NCBI's taxonomy places the organism in Eukaryota, Metazoa, Arthropoda, Arachnida, Ixodida, Ixodidae. The coding region runs from base 166 to 678 and encodes 170 amino acids. The record is from RefSeq and is a predicted model, not a curated record.